AAAGCUGAUACAAUAAUAGAAAAGUAAAACCUGAGUAAAACAUAGCAUAUGCGUACAGCAAAAUUUUAUUGAUACUUAAACUGAUUUAUUGACCAAAAUCGCUGCUUCAAUAAAUUUAACUAUUUAGCUGGGUAGGUUUUCUAAUUUCUAAUAUCGGUUCUCCAAUUCCAGAAAGUGAUAUCGUCAGAGUUGUUACAUUUGGCAUAAUUGAAGUCGGAGCUAGCAGUACUCAUGUAAGGAUCGAUGUAUUUCGAGUAACUUGUUUCGUUGCUCUUGAUAUCAAAUUCAGGUCGUUCGAUAGCUUUUCCACAAUGGUAACCAAAUCUGAAAUAGUUGGAUCCUGAGGGCAUUGCAAUGGAAUCGUAUUCGGUAUUUCGUUGAUGGUUGAUAAUAAUUAACUCCUUCCGCAUACGAGAUUACUUCAGAAUCACUGAAAUGGGACUGCCAGAGCUACCCGGAUCUAAUGACAGUGAUGAACACUUGACAGUUCACGAAAACGACGCCAUUCACAUGGACGCUGUGAGCGAUGAAAGUGAAAACGAAUUUGCCAAUGAAGGUGAAUAUGAUGGAUACCAACCACUUAAUAAAGAUGAAGAAAGCGAUAUCAUAGGCGAUGAAAAUAUGGAUUUAGAUGCAGAAAUGGCAACUAAUGAUCAUUCUCGAAGAUCUGAUCAAAACACACCGAGGGAUUUCCUCAAUUUAGAUGUGUGGAACGCUCCUAGACCGAAUAUUCUCAGUAUCGACCUUGAUCCGGUGAAAACUGAACAGAUCGUCAAUGCAAUGGCUGGGUUCAAUCUACCUACCACCUCUGUUCCAGAAUGGGCUAUAGGGGUUCCGGAAGAGCGAUGGAAAGAGGAACUUUUACAGAGAAUUCGCUUACGACAACCGAAUAACGCCGAUAAUAUUUAAUAAAACAUAGAACAUUUUAAUUUUUAUUCAAUAAAGAUCUAUUUUCUGUUUAAUGA
This is a messenger RNA of Uranotaenia lowii, 965 nucleotides long. Its product is annotated as male-enhanced antigen 1-like. The record is from RefSeq and is a predicted model, not a curated record. Lineage: Eukaryota; Metazoa; Arthropoda; Insecta; Diptera; Culicidae. The transcript is spliced from 3 exons. Gene Ontology annotation, biological process: spermatogenesis. Bases 436 to 909 code for a protein of 157 amino acids.